Messenger RNA from Branchiostoma floridae (Florida lancelet), 3000 nucleotides. RefSeq lists its product as uncharacterized. The record is from RefSeq and is a predicted model, not a curated record. The transcript has 4 exons. NCBI's taxonomy places the organism in Eukaryota, Metazoa, Chordata, Leptocardii, Amphioxiformes, Branchiostomatidae. The coding region runs from base 1201 to 2412 and encodes 403 amino acids.
UUUAUGAUAUCUAUAUAGCUGUUAUAUCACACCAACUUUACAGCCACAUACUCAGACUCCGUUGAACCAUGUCCCCUAAACGCAUAAUGGAAUGCGCCACACAAUUUAUUUUUUCUUGCCAAGCAAGUAUGCAAAUGUGUAGCCAUUGGUGACGGGAUUCGAUAUAUUUGGGGUCUGCAUGGUCUUUUACGUACUAGGCAGCCUUUUUCUAUUACCCGUAAUUCGUAGGGAAAUCAUCUUAUCUGCGUAAUUCGUAGCUAGGCGACCAAAUUUAGCGUAAUUGCUUUCCUUGACUUAGCGUAAUACUUAGGGGGAACUUCUUCUGACUUUAGCGUAAAUCGUUGACCCCCAUGCAGACCCUUAAACGCGUUUUCAGCAGACAACGACCACAAUAACCAGUUUAGUGGGCACUAUAUAUUUUGAAAGGUCAGCAGACAAUGGAGAAAAAUUGCUGCCCAAGUAGCAUGGUUCAGUGACCAAGUAGGACAUGGUUACAUAAAUGCACCAAAGUGCAAAUGUCAGUUGUUUUGUCACACGUUAAGAACAGAAUGACUGAUUAAGGUCCCGAUUUCACGAUUUUAAUUUCAAAAUUUUCAUAUCAUCCCGGCCCUGUUAAUAAAAUCCACCAGGUCUUUAGACACACCUGUAGCUACUUUGGACCAGUCCUUACUCCACGCCUUCGGCAGUCUCCAGCUGCAGGUGUUGGGAGAUCUGAUCUUUUGACCAUCCGUAUUUUAUAUCAACCCGAUCUUACCGCAGUUGAUAUCAGCGAAGUCUAGUGGUGCGUACCUACACUCAUAUUCAGGUAUGCCAAUUACGGGAAAUAGAAAUGGGCUGCCUACCUACCUACCUACCUACCUAGUCCCUUGACCUCCAGGUCGUUUGGGGGACAAGGUAGACAUGAAGAUCGAGAGUUGCCUCCAGGUUCAUCUAUCCCUAGCCAGGGUUAUGCUCUCCUGUAGGUGCUGCCUACGCCUUACGUGAAAGACCAUGCAGACCCCCAACUAUAUUGAAUCCCGUCACCAAUGGCUAAACAUUUGCAUUCUUGCCUGGCGAGAAAAGAUAAAUUGAGGUAAUCAGGCGUACAACAUGAACUUUGACCCAUAUUAUGUAUCCCCACACCGAUAAUAUAUAAGACGGAAGGACAAAGCUCAAGCUGCCAGAAUCGUCGUCCCACUUUACGUGUAGAAACACAGAAACAUGUCAGUGUCCAAUAUAACCGCCGUCCCAGGUUCUGUGGAUGAUAUCACCAAACCGUGGGUUCUACAGAUCUUCAACAACAUUGACCCUGAUGUCACCAUCACUCAAGUCGACAUCACUGGACCAAUAGGAGAAGGGCUUGGAGCCAUGAGCGAUCUUGUUGCCUUGGUUACCACGGGGACCAAGAACGGUAAAGAAGAGCGGUACAGUCUGGUGGUGAAGCUGACAAGUUUCCGAUGGAUGAAGAUGGCGGAAUACUUGUCUGUGGAGGACUACAUCAUGUUUGAUACGGGGGAGGUCAAGUUCUACUCUGUGACCGUCACAGAUUUUCUAUCACUAUUUAGUAUUGAAAACCCGGAGUCCGAAGUUAAAACCAAGUCAGAAGGUUAUAACAAAUCUUGUAGAAAUGUCUUGCCGGUUCCCAAAUGUUACUUCACCGCGAGUGACCAGACCUCUAACAUGUCUGUCCGAGUUCUGGAGAAUCUAAAAACACGAGGAUUUUCAAUCAAGCCGUACCCGCAAACGUUAGAGGUUGCUGAGAUGAAGUUGACGGUAGGAGCUCUGGCCCGGAUCCACGGUCUUUCUCAUCGGCUGGAACUCCAGUUAGGAACCCGCCUACCCGACAGGUAUGACUGGUUCGUGGAAAUGUACACAACUGAAAAACAACCGUGGUACUCCAAGUACUACAAGGAGGGGUUGGAGACUUUCGCAGCAGCCUUUCCUGGUAAGGAGGGUCUGAUGGAGUGUCUGAGGAAGCUGGAUGGUGUAGCGAUUUUGAAAGAGGCAGUGGAGAACCCCGCCAGACUGAAGGUGCUGUGUCAUGCUGACUGCUGGAAUAACAACAUCAUGUUCAAGUACGAAGAUGGAAAAGCCGUAGACGUCAAGCUUGUGGAUUGGGGGAUGGUGUCCUACCGGCCGCCGACCUUUGACCUGGUUUACCUCUUCAUUUUUCAAACUUGGGACAUUUUGCAAAAUCACCGGGCCGACAUCUUGAAACAUUAUUACCAAGAACUACAGAAGACUUUGGGAGAAAACAAAGCCACUGGUCCACAGUUGUACACGCUGGAUCAGUUGGAGGCAGACUUCCGAGCUGACUUUAGGUUCGCCGUGUACCAACGCCUACGGCUGUCGUACGGAAUAGCUCUACUCCCCAGCCAACUAACAGACCUGCUGAGGAUCGUGCAGCAGUUGAAAGAGUGGGGAGUCAUCUGAAGAAGAUUGUUCUGCGCAUGUGCAUUCAAAGAAACAGUAUCAAACCCUGCAGAAUGAUUCAGAUUGUCAUAGCAAAUAUAAAAAAAACAAGGUCCUAAUAACAGCAACUUUCAAAUUUUGGGAAACCAACCUUGUACACAAAUUGAAACUUUCAAGUGUCUUAUUGCAUCUACAAUACUAGUACCUGUUUGCAACAUGAAAAUGUCUCCCUUAUAACUGGAUUAGGUUCGAUAUUUAUGUGUCUAGUAAUAUGGCUAAUGAUAUGGUUUACAUUUGGGAGUCUUUAAACAGGGGCUAUGUAGACCGUACAUUUAUGUAACUGUCAGUCAUGUCUUACACUACCAGAACAAGCCAGGCAACCAUGUUCAUUGACUAUGUAACAAUUCAUAAAUCAUCCGUCAUGACUUCAAUCUUUCCCAAGUAUAGAUCUGCUUGCUUUGAUCUAAAAGUUCAUCUCGAUGGCGUGCCUUACGAUGAGUUCGUUCAGCUGAUAAUGUUGGAAUUGUAACGUUACGUCGGACCCAAAGACAUCAAAAAGUGCUACAUUUUGAGGACGUAGACCUGUAUUCUUUUCUCUCGCAGAUUCUG